Messenger RNA from Penicillium concentricum, 429 nucleotides. RefSeq lists its product as uncharacterized. Gene Ontology annotation, molecular function: 5'-3' DNA helicase activity. The coding region runs from base 1 to 429 and encodes 142 amino acids. The transcript has a single exon. The record is from RefSeq and is a predicted model, not a curated record. Lineage: Eukaryota; Fungi; Ascomycota; Eurotiomycetes; Eurotiales; Aspergillaceae.
AUGUACUCCCAGAAAGAUAUUCUUAUACUGUCCUUCUAUGAGGAAGAACGACGUGCCCUUUCUACAUUGUUCAACAAAAUGCUCGGGCUGAAUGACAUCGCUGUGGAAAACGUCGAUGCCGCUCAAGGAAGCGAAAGUCCCUUUGUCACUGUCUCUAUGACUCGGCCCGGGAUUAGACCUAGCAUAGGGGUUUUCCAGGAUCAGCAUCGGCAAUGCGUUGCCCUGAGCCGAGCCCAAGAUGGCCUUGUGGUGGCUGGUCAUGAGAAAAUGGGCAAGACGCCGGGGGCAGGGUACAAGGCGUGGGAUAACGUCAUUCGGGCCCAUGAAAGAGGCAACCGUUUGAUCCAGCGGAUGGGAUAUGGUGAUUGGAUAACAACGCAUCUUCAAAUCUCCAGCAAAGACUGGGUGCAGAUCGAUGGGCAAUUCUGA